Molecule: messenger RNA, 1151 nt
Organism: Lathyrus oleraceus (garden pea)
Lineage: Eukaryota; Viridiplantae; Streptophyta; Magnoliopsida; Fabales; Fabaceae
Product: late embryogenesis abundant protein D-34
Exons: 3
Coding region: 104-898 (264 amino acids)
Source: RefSeq, a predicted model, not a curated record
UUCCAUUUCAAAUCCAAUGCAAUUAAGUAACACAGAUUAAAGUUAUUAAUAUACACAAAUAAGGAAAAUCAAUUGAAAUUUUUCGAAACCAAAGUGCAGAAUCAUGAGCCAAGAACAACCACAGAGACCACGAGCAGAUCAAUUCCCCGAGCAACAACCAAUCAAAUACGGCGAUGUCUUUGACGUCUCCGGAGAAUUAGCAUCACAACCAAUCAAGCCAAGAGACGCAGCUCUCAUGCAGGCAACCGAGAAUCAAACCUUAGGACAAACCCAAAAAGGAAGCCCCGCUUCAGUCAUGCAAUCAGCAGCCGCAGUAAACACCGCAACCGGUCUUGUCCACCGCGACGAUAUCUCAGACAUAGCCAGAAACCAAGGUGUGAGUAUCUCCGAAACUAAAGUGGGUGGAAACCGCCUGAUCACGGAGUCGGUAGGGUCACAAGUUGUAGGGCAGUUCGUUGAACCUGAUGUGCCGAUGAAUGAUCCUGGUUUGGCUUUGGACAAGAGUGCUAUAACCAUUGGAGAGGCGUUGGAAGCUUCUGCUUUAACUCCAGCUGGUGAUAAGCCGUUGGAUCAGAGCGAUGCUGCUGCUAUACAAGCAGCGGAAAUGAAAGCCACAGGAAAGAACCAAACUGAGCCGGGUGGGUUGGGUGCAAUAGCUCAGUCAGCAGCAACUCGGAACACUCGUACUAUGCCUGAUCUGCAGAAAACAACAUUGGCUGAUGUCGUUUCGGGUGCGAGGGAGAAGCUGGGAGCAGACAAGGCUGUAACACGAGAGGAUGCGGAGGGGGUGAUUGGAGCUGAGCUUAGGAACAAAGCUGACAUGAGAACUACACCGGGCGGUGUGGCUGCAACGAUGGCAGCAGCGGCCACGCUCAAUCAAAACAAGAUGAGCGGGUGAUGUUUGCGGCGGAGGGAGAUUUCAGUCGCAGAUCAAUCAUGGUGUCUAAACAAAUCAAUGAAGACUGAGUUUUAGAGUCUUAAGUGUUGUUUUGUAAAACUAUAUUAGCCUUACUGCCACUAUGUUUUACUUGAAAAGAAAGUUACCUUUCCUUUUGUAGUGUUUUAAGGAAUAGUUUAUUCUACUAUAUGUACAUAUUUAGUUUGUGUGUACUUAAUCUUCUAAAUUUAAAUGAAUAUAAGAACUUCUAAUA